This is a messenger RNA of Nanorana parkeri, 2448 nucleotides long. RefSeq names its product glycerol-3-phosphate acyltransferase 2, mitochondrial (gene GPAT2). The transcript is spliced from 21 exons. Gene Ontology annotation, cellular component: mitochondrial membrane. The record is from RefSeq and is a predicted model, not a curated record. Bases 31 to 2340 code for a protein of 769 amino acids. Lineage: Eukaryota; Metazoa; Chordata; Amphibia; Anura; Dicroglossidae.
GCCCCUACUUCCAGCAUCGCAAGCAAAAUCAUGUCCUUUGGCUUGGGCCUGAAGAUAGAAACCGUGUCUCCAUUCCAGGGCCUUUUUCGCCCAUUUGUGGGACAGCCUUGUCAGUCGUGUAAUCCCAAUAGUAUGGAAAACUUCUUCUACAAGAGGCACUCAAGACUUGGAUUCUGCAACAUCAUCCGAGUCACUGAGGAGAAUACACGAUAUCGCGGCUGGUUAGUCAGACGACUAUGCUGUGUCAUCUUUAUAUGGCAGGAGUCAGUUGACCAGAAUACCUGCUCUGAAUUCACAGACGCUAUCUACAAGCAUCCCAGCGUCCAGUCUGCAGUAAAUGAAGAACAUGACAAAGAAAAACACGUAAAACCAUUGAGCUGUGCUAAUAUUCCAGGCAGCAGUGGUCGGGUGGAGGUGCAGAGGAUUCUGGGACACAUCCAGCAGACUCUAUCUCCAUUUUUUAUAAGACUGGUGCGCUGGAUACUUCUGAAGCUGCUGCAGCGCUUGUACCUGAACCUCCAGCUCCAUUGCGGCCAGGUGGCCACGCUGCGAGAAGUGUCAGCUGCGUGUCCUGGAACUCCUGUGGUGUAUCUGUCUACUCAUCCUUCGUGGCUGGAUGGCCUAUUGGUCCCUCUUGUUUUACACUCCCAAAAUAUCAAGGUGCCCCGUGUGGCCUGGGAUAGGACAGACUGCCCCCGAUUACUCAGAUAUAUUUUGCAGAAACUGGGUGCUGUCUUCCUUCCUCCAGAUGGACAAUCCAGACAUCUCCAUAAAGCUGUUCUUUCUGCGUAUACGGAGACAUUUCUGGCAGAUGGACAGUCUUUGCUGGUGUUUCUGGAGGUCUUGUUCUCUCCAAGUUGCCACACCUUAUCCCCAGUCGCUUGUGAUUGGGUCUGGACAAUGAUGACAGCUAUGGAGUCUGGAAAAGUGCCAGACAUUCUCAUAGUUCCAGUGGGGAUUUCCUAUGAUAGCCGUCUUGAAUUUUCCAGUGCAGGACAGGUGGAUUCAGCUUUAAAAGUGUUCCGCUUUGUAUUGUCUGCCUUAUGCCCCUGGACCACUACUCUGGGCUGUGCUCGUGUCGAUUUUGCUCAGCCUUUUUCAUUACAGGAAUACGUGAGUAACUACAAGUGGAAGCAUUUAUCUCCAGUCCCUUGUUUACGAGAUGCUCUUCUGCCUUAUAUCCUGGGUGUGAGGAAAAAGAUGUAUGAUGAGAGCGCAGUGGAAAGGGAUGCCAACUCCACGGCCCUCCAGGAACAAGCAUUGCUGCGUGGAUUCUUGAGGCAUUCGCUCAGAGCUGCAGUGUCCUGUUCCGCGAUCAUGGCCUCUCACAUGAUUUCAGCACUUCUCCUCCAUAAACACAGAGCUGGGGUCUCCCUGUCUAGACUCCUUUUCGAGUUCUCAUCAUUGACGGAAGAUAUCCUCCUUCAUGGAUUUGACUUGGGAUUUUCUGGCCAGCGCUGGGACCUGCUUCGCCACAGUCUCUACAUGUUGCGGAGCCACGUGACCCUCUUUUCUGCACCAUCCAAUGAUGUAUAUGUUUUCUAUCGAACAUCGGAUGAUAGCGUUAGACAGCUGGCACAAAGGAGUGCUGCCUUGCUCCCUGUCUUCCUGUAUGAAGCUAUAGGAGCCUGUGCUUUGCAUGCCCUAAUGGCACAGCUACCCUCUCUGUGUGUAGAGGAGAUUUACUUCACCCAAGAAGAACUGAUUGAAAUGACGAUGGCUCUCUGUUCCCUGCUUUCCAAAAAUAUCCUCCUCCAGCCACCAUGUCAACGCCUCUAUUUUCUGUGCCAGGAUAUUCUGGACAAAGUGAUUCACUGCGGUCUUCUCUCCAUGUAUGAAGACCCCAAUGCACCUCUAGCUUGUGACACAGGGAGACGAAGCUUUGCGGACAGACUUAUGUGGAGAACUCUUGAUGACCUGUCAGACAGCGACAGCGACUUCACGGAAAAAAAAGUGAAGCGACACUACAUGUUGGGCCGCUCAGACCAUCAUGCCAAUUUCUUUGUCUUCCUGUGUCGUCUUUUGGGCCCGGUUUUGCAGACGUAUGAGAGGACUGCAUCAUUCCUGCUGGAACAUGAAACAAGUGGAACUGAGACAGAACCAGAAUAUGUGGAUCGACUGCACCAGUACCUGCUGCUGAAAGCGGAAGAGGAUGGGUCUUAUGAAUGUACAGAUCGUUCUCUGGCUGUCUGCGCUGUUCAAACCUUCAAAGAUCUUGGGGUCUUUCAGUGUUCCCCGAGCAGUCAUGGAUCAACACUUCACCUCUCAGAUGCCUUCCUUCUGAAGGAAAACUGCAGCAGACUUGUAUCCUUCAUCCAGCAGUUUAUAUACAAGCGAUGAAAGGUAUAAACCCCUCCCAUACGAAGAAAUACUAGAACAAAAUGUAGAUACCCGAGGGAAUCACACUUCACCAGAUGGUUGGACUUUGUUCAAACACUAAUUAUUUGC